AUGCACAACGACGAGUUCACAUUCAAGGCCACAACUUGCCGAGCAAACAAAGACAAAACAGGACCAAAGAUAGACAAAACAGGAACAAAGAUAGACGAAACAGCACCAAAGAUAGACAAAACAGGACCAAAGAUAGAUAAAACAGGAACAAACAAUGGUAUUACAGGAGCAAACAAAGACAAAACAGGAACAAAGAUAGACAAAACAGGAACAAAGAUAGACAAAACAGGAACAAAGAUAGACAAAACAGGAGCAAAGAAAGACAAAACAGGACCAAAGAUAGACAAAACAGAAACAAAGAUAGACAAAACAGGACCAAAGAUAGAUAAAACAGGACCAAAGAUAGACAAAACAGGACCAAAGAUAGACAAAACAGGAACACACAAUGUUAUUACAGGAGCAAACAAAGAUAAAACAGGAACAAACAAUGGAGCAAACAAAGACAAAACAGGAGCAAACAAAGAUAAAACAGGAACAAACAAUGGUAUUACAGAAGAAAGCAAAGACAAAACAGGAGCAAACAAAGACAAAACAGGAGCAAACAAAGUUAUUACAGGAGCAAACAAAGGUAUUACAGGAGCAAACAAAGACAAAACAGGAGCAAACAAUGGUAUUACAGGAGCAAACAAAGACAAAACAGGAACAAACAAUGGUAUAACAGGAGCAAACAAAGACAAAACAGGACCAAAGAUAGACAAAACAGAAACAAAGAUAGACAAAACAAGACCAAAGAUAGAUAAAACAGGACCAAAGAUAGACAAAACAGGACCAAAGAUAGACAAAACAGGAACACACAAUGUUAUUACAGGAGCAAACAAAGAUAAAACAGGAACGAACAAUGGUAUUACAGGAGCAAACAAAGACAAAACAGGAACAAAGAUAGACAAAACAGGAACAAAGAUAGACAAAACAGGAACACACAAUGUUAUUACAGGAGCAAACAAAGAUAAAACAGGAACGAACAAAGACAAAACAGGAGCAAACAAUGGUAUUACAGGAGCAAACAAAGACAAAACAGGAACAAACAAUGGUAUAACAGGAGCAAACAAAGACAAAACAGGAGCAAACAAAGGUAUUACAGAAGAAAGCAAAGACAAAACAGGAGCAAACAAUGGUAUUACAGGAGCAAACAAAGACAAAACAGGAGCAAACAAAGUUAUUACAGGAGCAAACAAAGGUAUUACAGGAGCAAACAAAGACAAAACAGGAGCAAACAAAGACAAAACAGGAACAAACAAAGACAAAACAGGAACAAACAAUGGUAUUACAGGAGCAAACAAAGACAAAACAGGAACAAACAAAGACAAAACAGGAACAAACAAUGUUAUUACAGGAGCAAACAAAGACAAAACAGGAACAAACAAAGACAAAACAGGAACAAACAAUGUUAUUACAGGAACAAACAAAGACAAAACAGGAGCAAACAAUGGUAUUACAGGAGCAAAUAAAGACAAAACAGGAGCAAACAAUGGUAUUACAGGAGCAAACAAAGACAAAACAGGAACAAACAAUGUUAUUACAGGAGCAAACAAAGACAAAACAGGAGCAAACAAUGGUAUUACAGAAGAAAGCAAAGACAAAACAGGAGCAAACAAAGACAAAACAGGAACAAACAAUGGUAUUACAGGAGCAAACAAAGACAAAACAGGAGCAAACAAAGACAGUACAGGAGCAAACAAAGACAACAACCGUGCUCCAGAAGAGCAUCCUGAUAUAACUGUAGCACGAGGAGAGUUGUUGGUGUCAGAUAAUUGGCGGAUAACGAUUCAGCAAUAG
This is a messenger RNA of Pecten maximus, 1776 nucleotides long. RefSeq names its product spore wall protein 2-like. The transcript is spliced from 3 exons. The record is from RefSeq and is a predicted model, not a curated record. The coding region runs from base 1 to 1776 and encodes 591 amino acids. Lineage: Eukaryota; Metazoa; Mollusca; Bivalvia; Pectinida; Pectinidae.